AUGUUUGCGAUUAUUACCAUAGUGCCAUUCACAACGAACCGGCAACUAUACUAUUCAACGCCAAAUGAGCUGCACGUUUUCGUUUUUCGUGCUAUAAAACCAGAUAGAAUGGCUUCAUUAUUUACGUUGGACACAGACGGCGACCAGCAAUUGUUUAGUGCAGAUAAUUUACAGUAUUCCGCUGCAUUGUACAAUGGCAUUUUUGAAGAUCGUCAACAGGAGGACAGCGAAGAAGACGAUGAGCAAGAAGCUGGUGAAAUGGAAUUAUUUGGCGUCAAGAUAAGCUGCAAAGAUGUGAGCAAAGUGGUUGCCGCCGCCGCCACACAAGAGACGCCCAAACGAAUUGCAUCCGAGGUGGCGAUACAAUUGAAUGAAGUUGCUGAGAGGGUUAAUGAGGCAUCACAAAACGUGGGCACACAUAAACUGCAGAAACGUCAACGUACCACAACAGAAAUAAACAACGAGAUAAGCGAAGAUGUGAUUGUGCGGAAAGCAAACUUGGAAAAGGAUAUGCAAAAAGCCAAGCAAAUAAACGGAAUUGAGCAGCUGAAAGCCCUACCUACAGUCUCCAGACGUAAGCAGCCCAUACUGAACAGAGCCGAACGAACAAAGACGAAGGGCAGCGGCUGGUUUGAUUUACCUGCGACAGAAGUCACUGAUGAGAUGCGCAAUGAGCUGAAGGUUAUACAAAUGCGUUCCGUGCUGGAUCCUAAGCAUUUCUAUAAGAAGAACGACCUUAAGGUGCUGCCCAAGUACUUCCAAAUCGGUACAGUCCAGCACUCGCCACUUGAUCAUUAUAGCGAGCGGCAUACGCGGAAGACCAAAAAGUCAUUGGUGGAUGAACUGCUUGAGGAUGAGGCCUUUCAAAAGUUUAACAAACGGAAGUACAAAGAGGUGAUAAAGCGUACGGAAAAAUACGCACAUCGAAAAACCUUAAAAAAGAUGAAGAAACUGAAGAAAAAUAAAUAAAUAUAACUUCUUCCACAUCGA
Messenger RNA from Drosophila montana, 990 nucleotides. Its product is annotated as deoxynucleotidyltransferase terminal-interacting protein 2. The coding region runs from base 1 to 969 and encodes 322 amino acids. Gene Ontology annotation, biological process: RNA processing. Gene Ontology annotation, molecular function: RNA binding. The transcript has 2 exons. Gene Ontology annotation, cellular component: nucleolus. Lineage: Eukaryota; Metazoa; Arthropoda; Insecta; Diptera; Drosophilidae. The record is from RefSeq and is a predicted model, not a curated record.